AUGUCGCGGAAGAUAAUGGUUGAGGAAUCUGCGAAAAUCUCGCAUGAGGUGCGCAAACAUCGACUGAAGCCAACCAUGAAUAUCCCCGAGAUUCCUCAGUCGAGUAGACAUGGUGCCACGAUCCCACAGAAGAACCGGGUGUCCGUUGACCACCCCAGUCUUGCAAAAGAUAUAAUAUUCCUCCAUCUCGGAUUUCAAGGGGAGUGGUAUCUGCUGGCGACCGCCUUCAACAAAUAG
Penicillium waksmanii is the source of this 237-nucleotide messenger RNA. RefSeq lists its product as uncharacterized. The coding region runs from base 1 to 237 and encodes 78 amino acids. The transcript is spliced from 2 exons. Lineage: Eukaryota; Fungi; Ascomycota; Eurotiomycetes; Eurotiales; Aspergillaceae. The record is from RefSeq and is a predicted model, not a curated record.